GGCUUGCGCCGCUUCCUGCAGGAGCCGAGCCGUGGGAGCCGCUGGGAGCGGCGGGAGCCCCGCAGAGACCCCGGCCCGGCCCCGCGCUGGCCCAGAAGGCCGCGCCCGCCUCGCCGCUGAGGAUGUCCCGGAAGGGGCCGCGGACGGAGGUGUGCGCGGACUGCGGCGCCCCAGACCCCGGCUGGGCCUCCAUUAACCGCGGCGUGCUGAUCUGCGACGAAUGCUGCAGCGUCCACCGCAGCCUGGGCCGGCACAUCUCCAUCGUCAAGCACCUGCGCCACAGCCCCUGGCCCUCCCCGCUGCUGCAGAUGGUGCACACUCUGGCCAGCAAUGGUGCCAACUCCAUCUGGGAGCACUCGCUGCUGGACCCGGCGCAGGUGCAGAGCGGGCGGCGCAAGGCCAAUCCUCAGGACAAAGUGCACCCCACCAAGUCCGAGUUCAUCCGCGCCAAGUACCAGAUGCUGGCCUUCGUGCACAAGCUGCCCUGCCGUGAUGACGAUGGCGUCACCGCCAAGGACCUCAGCAAGCAACUGCACUCCAGCGUGCGAACGGGGAACCUGGAGACCUGCCUGCGCCUGCUCUCGCUGGGCGCCCAGCCUAGCUUCUUCCACCCGGAGAAGGGCACCACCCCACUACAUGUUGCUGCCAAGGCUGGACAGAUCCUGCAGGCUGAGCUGCUGGUGGUGUACGGUGCUGACCCCGGGGCGCCCGAUGUGAACGGCAGGACCCCCAUCGACUACGCCCGGCAAGCGGCCCAACACGACCUCGCGGACCGGCUGGUGGAGUGUCAGUACGAGCUGACGGACCGGCUGGCCUUCUACCUGUGCGGCCGCAAGCCGGACCACAAGAACGGGCACUACAUCAUCCCGCAGAUGGCAGACAGGGCGCGCCCAAAGGGCACGGCGCAGAGCCUGGACCUGUCUGAGCUGGCGAAAGUGGCGAAGAAGAAGUUACAGGCGCUCAGCAACCGCCUCUUUGAGGAGCUGGCCAUGGACGUGUACGAUGAGGUGGACCGCAGGGAGAAUGACGCCGUCUGGCUCACGACGCAGAAUCACAGCACACUGGUGACGGAGCGCAGCGCUGUGCCCUUCCUGCCCGUCAACCCCGAGUACUCGGCCACGCGAAACCAGGGGCGGCAGAAGCUAGCCCGGUUCAACGCCAGGGAGUUCGCCACCCUCAUCAUCGACAUCCUCAGCGAGGCCAAGCGACGGCAGCAGGGCAAGAGCCUGGGGAGCCCCACAGACACUGUCGACUACCCGGUGCGGAGCCACAGUGACCCGGACGACCAGCACGACUACGACAGCGUCGCCUCCGACGAGGACACGGACCAGGAGCCUCUGCGCAGCGCCGCCCGCAACAACCGCGCCCGGAGCAUGGACUCCUCGGAGCUGUCGGACGGGCCCAUCACGCUGCAGGAGUACCUGGAGGUGAAGAAGGCGCUGGCCGCCUCCGAGGCCAAGGUGCAGCAGCUGAUGAAGGUGAACAACAGCCUGAGCGACGAGCUGCGUCGGCUGCAGCGUGAGAUCCACAAACUGCAGGCGGAGAACUCGCAGAUGCGGCAGCAGCCGGGCCCCGGGCAUGCGGUGCCAGCCCCCAGCGAGCGCUCGGAGCACGGGCAUGGCGUGGCCACGGCAGCAGCUCACCGGCGCGACCGCCAGGCCUUCUCCAUGUAUGAACCGGGCUCUGCCCUCAAGCCCUUCGGGCAGCCUGUGGACGAGCUGGUCGGCCGCCUGCAGCCCUUCCACUCCAGCGAGGUGGAGGAUGAAGCGGUGUACUCCACGCACAUCCCGGCCAGCGGGUACCGGAUCCGGAAGGGGGUGUCUGCCUCCUCGGUGCCCUUCCCCCCCUCCUCCCCGCUGCUCUCCGGCGUGCAGGAUGGCGCCCGCCACAUGACCAGCAAGCUGGACCGGCACGGCAGCGGGACUGACAGCGACUAUGACAACACACAGGCUGGCGAGACACUGCUCAGCAUGGACGGGAAGCGGUUCCUGGACCUGGGGAAAGACGACGACUUCCACGCGGAGCUGGAGGCCCUGGACGGGGAGCUGGAUCCCGGGCUGCCCAGCACCGAGGACGUGAUCCUGAAGACGGAGCAGGUCACCAAGAACAUCCAGGAGCUGCUGCGGGCCGCCCAGGAGUUCAAGCAUGACAGCUUCGUGCCCUGCUCCGAGAAGAUCCACUCCGCCGUCACCGAGAUGGCCUCGCUCUUCCCCAAGAAGCCAGCCCUGGAGACGGUGCGCAGCUCCCUGCGGCUGCUCAACGCCAGUGCCUACCGGCUGCAGAGCGAGUGCCGCAAGACCAUGCCGCCGGAGCCUGGCGCGCCCGUGGACUACCAGCUCCUGACGCAGCAGGUCAUCCAGUGUGCCUACGACAUCGCCAAGGCCGCCAAGCAGCUGGUCACCAUCACCACCCGCGAGAAGAAGCAGUGAGGCCUGGUCCCCGCCUGGUGGCUCCCCCCCCCCCCCCCAACGGGCAGGACGUGGGGCCGGGGAAUAGCCAAUGCAAGUGUCCUUAGUCUGCCCAUGGGACCUGAGCACAUGCCAUUCCUGGUCCCCCGUGCUGCCAGCGUGGGGCUCCGGCAGUGCCCUCUCCCCCCACGCUGCCAGUGUCCUGGCGUGGCACUGGCCCAGCCUCCUCCCCCACACAGCAGCCCUAGGGACACUCCCCGAUGGAGCAGGUGCCAAUGCCCAGCCGCGUGGUGUGGCUGUGUGUGCCCCCCUGUACAUAGCCCCUCAUUCUGUUCUCCCAGCCCCACCCGCCAUCAGCCAAGGAACCACUAACUGGGCAGCGGGGAGCCCUCGGCCCUCUCCCCCGCCCCACGUGUGUAGCUGUCUGUGGUGGGCAGAGCUGCCACCCCCAUAGCGGUCUCAGCCCGCAGCAUUACACUGGACCCGGAGCCCGGCCAUGGCUGGCGACCGGCAUGUUCCCCCUGUGUGUGAGUGUGAGCCCCCAGCCUCUCCCCAUGCACGGCUGCUCCGUGGCAGGCUCCUCGCCUCAUGCCCAGCCCCUGGGCCCUCCCCCACUGCCCCAGGAGCUGAGUCUGGAUUUCUCUCUACAGCCCAAGUCACAGUGCCAAGGGCCCCGGCUCCCCCGGCAGGCUCUGACCCUCGCCAGGAGCUGGGUGCCCGGGGAAGCCGUGGGGAAGGGGCGGAGAAGGGCCCAGGCUGGCUGGGGCCUGUACGGCCAGGUGUGUACUGUACAUUUGUAUCAAAUAAAGUUGUGACUGUG
Messenger RNA from Trachemys scripta elegans, 3228 nucleotides. RefSeq names its product GIT ArfGAP 1 (gene GIT1). NCBI's taxonomy places the organism in Eukaryota, Metazoa, Chordata, Testudines, Emydidae. Gene Ontology annotation, biological process: regulation of ARF protein signal transduction; brain development. The record is from RefSeq and is a predicted model, not a curated record. The coding region runs from base 123 to 2429 and encodes 768 amino acids. The transcript has 22 exons. Gene Ontology annotation, molecular function: protein binding; GTPase activator activity.